Messenger RNA from Plasmodium inui San Antonio 1, 1173 nucleotides. RefSeq lists its product as hypothetical. The record is from RefSeq and is a predicted model, not a curated record. Lineage: Eukaryota; Apicomplexa; Aconoidasida; Haemosporida; Plasmodiidae. Bases 1 to 1173 code for a protein of 390 amino acids. The transcript is spliced from 2 exons.
AUGGGGUUUGAAUUAACAAAGUAUCUCAAGCACCUCUGGAGCCUAAACCAAUGCCCAAGUAACGAAGAAAUAUCAUCCCCCGAAAAAUUCCGACUAUGUCAGAUUCAGAGGCAAGGGAAGAAUAUUACAAUUGAAAUCCCAAGUAACAGGGGACCUGAGACUCUCACCACUAAUAUCAUGAACAAGGAAGAUAUAAGGAGGAGAGCAGUUCUUCUCUGUAAAGGACUUGAAGCCUGGAUGUCAAAUUUAAACAAGAGUACAAGCAACCCCUCCAGGUGGAAGCAGACCAAGUGCCAACUCACCGAUGUAGGAAUCCCUAAUGGUACAAGGAAUGAAGUCAAGUGUCCCCCGAAUGAGCAAAGCGAGUAUUGGAGGGAUUUCACUAGCAACAAGAAGUUAUAUCUUUGGCAAGAGGCACACCGCACCUUUCAAACAUGUGUUGAUAUGAUGAGUAUCUUCAUUCAUAUCUAUAGCCAAUACGAUCGCUCAAGAAUAGAGAGAGCAAGGGAAGAAGGGACCAGUAUAUGUCAACAUCUGAAUAGCAGUCUAGAGACAUGGGCGGACAAGGAAGUAGCAAAGAGGAUAAUGAACGACUGGUUUCUGACUGAUCCCGGGAGGGGAGGCCAAAAUUAUAUAAGCAUGGAGGAUGGGAAGCCCUUGAGUGAAAACCUAAGUAUAUUACUGAAUAAAAUGAGUCUUCUAGUCUCAGGAGUGCAGUGUAGCAGAGUUGAUGAAGAGAAUACCAAUUAUACGGAUAUUUGUGUCUAUAUCGACCCCAAACAAUGUGAGAUGAUGGGAGAACACCAGGAUACUGGACAAGAUAAUAAAUAUCAGGGUCUUAUAGAAAAGGUGGAAAAGAAGGAAACAGACGAAAGGAGAAAAGAGGAAAUAAGGACACAAACAAGGAAAUUUGCCGAAAUCGCUAAGAAGGACGAGGAGUCUUUGAGGGCCCAAGAGGAAGGAGACGGAGGAUCCUUUCAUAUAUAUAUGAUAAUCCCUGGAAUAGUCUUCCCCCUUUUGGGGAUUACCGCGAUGAUAUUCCUAAGAAAGAGAAACAAAUCAACGAGGAUCCAGCAACACCAGUCCAAUAUCUCCUCUAGAAGGGAAGACUUUUCCGCGACUCCAGCCCCAAGAGGACUAAUUAGCUAUAGGACCAAUGACAAGGCCGACUAA